ACCAGCAUUUUUGGUGUGGUUUAAUCUGUUUAGAAAAGUGUUUAUCGUUAUAAUCGUGUAAUAUAAUGGCUUUGGAGUAUUUAGCCUACAAUUUGUUUGAUAAUGAGCCAGUUGAUAGUGCUCCUUCAGUCAACCGGCGUGAUCUUCGUGAUUCGGAUAAUCCUUUUGAGUUGGCAGCGACAGAAUUUAAAAAACUCUACCGUUUAAGUCCGGAAAUGGCUGAAGAAAUUAUUUUCCAACUUGAUGAUCUUUUAAAAGGUUCUAGGAUCACUGGAAUAUCGUCUGAAAAACAGGUGCUAGCGACUUUACGUUUCUAUGCAACUGGAUGUUACCAACGGCCUGUAGGAGAGCAAUGGGGUAUAUCUAUGAGCCAGUCGUCAGUAAGCCGUUGUAUACAUAGAGUAACUGAUGCAAUUAACAAUACGAUGUUUUGUGCAAAGAUAAAGUUCCCAAUGACUCGGGAAGAACGUCAAACUGCAAAAGCAAUUUUUGCAUCAGCUUCUUCACCUUUUGUUGCGGGUACAAUCGGUGCAAUUGAUUGCACACAUGUAGCAAUAUUAGCCCCAAAAAGUCAUGAAGAAGCUUACGUCAAUCACCAUAGCUACCACUCAAUUAAUGUUCAAAUGAUAUGUGAUCCAAAUUUGAAGAUUUUAAAUGUUAAUGCUAAAUACCCAGGAGCACGGCAUGAUUCUUACAUAUGGAGCUCCUCUGCUGUUCGAAGAGUCAUGCAGCGAAGUUUCGAAAAUGGAAACCACAAUAUGUUUUUAAUUGGAGAUUCUGGAUACCCUUUGGAGCCAUGGUUAAUGACUCCUCUACCAAACCAAUUAGAAGGAAGUUCUAAAUUUCGUUAUAAUGAGGCCUUGUGUAAGGCUCGUAAUCCUGUUGAACGACUGUUUGGCGUCCUAAAAGGAACUUGGCGAUGCUUAUCUAAGCAAAGAAUCCUUUUAUAUGAUCCAGGCUUUGCCGGAAAAGUUGUUAACGCCUGCGCAACGUUACAUAAUAUAAAUUUACAUGACCAAAGCUAUGAAACAGAGUUUGAGACUUCAGUGACUCAUACAAGUCGCGAUUUGGUAGAUCAAAAUCUACCAUCCUCAAUAGCGAAACGUGUCCAAGACCGCUUAAUUGCAAAUUAUUUUACAUAGGCAAUAUUAAUAUACAUACGUACAUAUUAUGUAUAUGUAUUGUUUUUAUACCCUACACCACCAUAGUGCGGAGGGUAUAUUGGGUUUUUGCAGAUGUUUGUAAUGUGUAAAAAUAUUGUCCCAACACCCACAUUAAAGCCGAUCGGUAUAGAUAUCUAUACAAAUUUUGCUCAAAAAAAGUUUUAUAUAUACGGAAUUCAAAUCACCAAAUUUUAUUAUGAUCGGUCCAUAAAUACUCAUAGCUCCCAUAUAAGGCCUUCUUCCGAAAAUCACUUUAAUGAGCAUAAAUCUCUUAAAAAUGUUGGUAUACACAUAAAAUUCAACAAUCGGUCCAUAAUUAGUCAUAGCUCCAAUAUAAGGCCCUCUACCGAAAAUCAUUCACGAAAAUAAAUUACUGAAAUUUUAAAAGAAAAAUAUUUUUGUUCAUUAACUUAGUGUAGGGUAUUACAUGGUCGGGCUUGACCGACCAUACUUUCUUACUUGUUAUGUGUAUGUUUGCCUAUUUUAUUAAA
Messenger RNA from Calliphora vicina (urban bluebottle blowfly), 1654 nucleotides. RefSeq names its product putative nuclease HARBI1. The coding region runs from base 66 to 1142 and encodes 358 amino acids. NCBI's taxonomy places the organism in Eukaryota, Metazoa, Arthropoda, Insecta, Diptera, Calliphoridae. The record is from RefSeq and is a predicted model, not a curated record. The transcript is spliced from 4 exons.